AUGGCUACCCCAUCUAAUAAAGUCCCAAAUGGUCCAGCGACUCCAGUGUACAUUCUUCGGGGCCAUGGGGCGCCAAUACACGCCCUGGAUAUCUUCUCACAAAACCUGCGGCUCGUCUCCGGAGACGCUAACGGCUGGAUUGUUAUCUGGGAUUUGGUUAGCAAACGGCCCGUAACGGUAUGGAAGGCACACGAGGGCGCAGUGCUUGAAGUGAAAGGAUACAAUUAUGGCGUCAAAGGCACAGAAAUCUACACACAUGGCCGCGAUCACAAGCUAUGCGUUUGGAAGAUUCGAGCAGAGGACGAAGAUUUCCUCGACAAGACCCUUCCAGUUGAUGCAGCUGAAGCGGAUCCUGCGAAAAAAGGAGCUCAACCGUGGUUGCUCCAUUCUUUACCUGUCAAUGCGCUGAAUUUCUGCGCAUUUUCCAUGACUUACAUCCACACUGUGGAUCCCUCAUCUUCAGAACAUGUUCAAACAGGAGAACCAUCUACUCUAAGAAACAUUCUCUUCGCGGUUCCGAAUGCGCUUGACUCUGGUGGAAUCGACAUCUUCCACCUCCCAUCCGAGCUCCGUCUCAGCACCAUCCCGUCUGACCCCGCUGUUAAAACAGGCAUGGUGAUGGCUGUCAAUAUUUUCGUCGCUUCAUCGGGCGAUAUUUAUGUCGCGUCUGCCUACGAAGAUGGCCAUGUCAUGGUCCACGUUCAUAAGGGACCCCUCACCGGGAGAAAUUUUGAGCGUGAGAAUAUUGUCUCGGAUCCGUGGAAGUGGGAGAGACUCUAUGCCAGUCGUCCGCAUAGCCAACCCGUUCUGUCGAUUGAUGUCUCUCCUAAACGCGAUUGUUUUAUCUCUUCCUCUGCAGAUGCUUUGGUCAUUAAGCACCCUGUUCCAGGGCCUGGGACAGUUGGGGAUGUCCCUAUUAUCAACUAUAAGGAGGAGUCACCACUGAAAACGAUGAAUACAAAGCAUUCGGGUCAGCAGGGGUUAAGGAUACGCAGUGAUGGGAAGAUCUUUGCAACUGCUGGCUGGGACAGCAGGGUGAGAGUCUAUUCGGGCACCACAUUGAAGGAGCUUGCUGUUCUUAGGUGGCAUAAAGAUGGUUGCUACUCGGUCGCAUUUGGGGAAGUGCAUCCUGUAUUACAACAAGCAUGUCCAGCUAAGGCCGAGGGUACUGAAAUGCGAGAAAAGGCCAAAGAGAAUCAAGGGCAUUUGGUGCAGGGAACUAAUUUGUCGCUUGCAGCUAUUCAGAACCAAAGAAGCACGAAGAUACAACAGACACAUUGGUUGGCAGCUGGGUCCAAGGAUGGAAAGAUUUCAUUAUGGGAUAUAUACUGA
This is a messenger RNA of Penicillium longicatenatum, 1332 nucleotides long. RefSeq names its product WD40 repeat domain-containing protein. NCBI's taxonomy places the organism in Eukaryota, Fungi, Ascomycota, Eurotiomycetes, Eurotiales, Aspergillaceae. The transcript has 2 exons. The coding region runs from base 1 to 1332 and encodes 443 amino acids. Gene Ontology annotation, molecular function: protein binding. The record is from RefSeq and is a predicted model, not a curated record.